UACCCUAUCUACGGUAGGUAGAAAGAAGUCUAUAAAAUGGUUGUUUAUACGUUUAAUUCAAGUGUUGUUUUGUAAACUCUCAAAAAGUUUUUUAUUACCCAGAAAGUAGAUAUUUAUCUUGAGGUUACCUGAGGAAAUUCGAAUCGCGAAGGAGAGGCAUGUCAAUAUUGCGUUUGUUUCACCUCUAUUAUUCGCGCUGAAAUUUCUUGUCAUUUACGUAUAAUCCAAUUCAAAUGACACGAUUUCGAAAUAUCAUGUGCAAGAACACAUGAUUCAAUUAUGCAUUGACAAACUGAGUUUUUAGAAAUUGUAGUUUAAACAAGAAGAUCUAGGUUAUAGUUGUAGUUUAGAUUUAGUUAAGUAGAAGCCACAGAUAUGUCACAUUGCCGGUGCCGCACCAUCAACUUGGCGGUGGUCUCCGUGGAGAAGCUGAAGCAGAUGGAGAGCAAGGUGCAGAAGGUUCCCGUCAAGAAGAAGGAUUACGACACGUUGAGAUGUCCACCGUACCCUCCCAUGCCGGCCCCGCCGGGCCCUGUGUCCACCAAGAAGAUCAUGGUUUGUUCAAUAAAGCCUAUGGAAUUCCAAGCACCGCCUGUCCCGUGCGUAUGCCCCCCCUGCCCCCCUUGUAAGACUUACGCUGAAAGGAGCGCUGAGUUGUUGAAAACAGGCAUGAAGUUGUUCGUUAUGUAUCUCGCUGCCCGGUGGACAAUCGACAACAAAAUCUGGGGCGACCAUAAGGGAACGACAGAUUUCAUGCUUUCAUUUUUGGAGUCUAAUUUUCCUUCCAAAGGUACACUAACACAGCUGCCCGACCUCGGACUGGUGAAGUACAAACUACUGCAUGGGUGGGACCUCCUCAUCGGCAACCUGUUCUAUUACACCUUCGGGCUGCCGCUCAAGAUAUUCGCACAACUGAUGAGCAAACCAGCAGAAGAGGAAGAACCCAUUGACUGCGUAGAAAUGGCAUAUACUCCAAUAUCCGACUUGAUGUCCCUGGACAACCCGGUCUUCAGGGCCUAUAUAUUUUACAAUAGCAUUUUAAUUUUGAAAAUGCUUUGUAUGGCACCAUUGACAGCAAGGCUGAGGAUGGCAAAAAAGAUCUUCAUUACUCCUGAAGAUACAACGAUGUUUAAGGGUGCGAAGCAUGGAGUAGAGGACCCGGACAUUGAGAGAGUGCGAAGAAGGGAAAAGACUCUGAGGAAGAAUUGGGAUGAAGAGUUGAAAAAGAUCUUCGACAGGAGAGAUCUGGAGUGGAACAGUAACCAGGAGAGGAAACAGUAA
Molecule: messenger RNA, 1281 nt
Organism: Nezara viridula (southern green stink bug)
Lineage: Eukaryota; Metazoa; Arthropoda; Insecta; Hemiptera; Pentatomidae
Source: the annotation of a GenBank genome assembly